Choloepus didactylus (southern two-toed sloth) is the source of this 1149-nucleotide messenger RNA. Its product is annotated as aurora kinase B-like. NCBI's taxonomy places the organism in Eukaryota, Metazoa, Chordata, Mammalia, Pilosa, Megalonychidae. Gene Ontology annotation, biological process: mitotic spindle organization; regulation of cytokinesis; protein phosphorylation. Gene Ontology annotation, cellular component: spindle pole centrosome; spindle microtubule; spindle midzone. The transcript has a single exon. Gene Ontology annotation, molecular function: protein kinase activity; ATP binding. The record is from RefSeq and is a predicted model, not a curated record. Bases 2 to 1051 code for a protein of 349 amino acids.
GAUGGCCCAGAAGGAGAACGCCCAUCCCUGGCCCUACGGCCGGCAGACGGCUCAAUCGGGCCUGAACACCCUGCCCCAGAGAGUCCUCCGGAAGGAACCUGCCACCCCAUCCGCGCUUGUCCUCAUGAGCCGCUCCAAGGCUGUUAUAGAACCUUCCAACGCCCAGCCCACAGCUGGUCAGAAGAUAAUGGACAACAGCAGUGGGACACCCAACUUCUUAAUGCGAUCCUUCACAAUUGACGACUUUGAGAUUGGGCGUCCUCUGGGCAAAGGCAAGUUUGGAAACGUGUACCUGGCUCGGGAGAAGAAAAGCCAUUUCAUCGUGGCGCUCAAGGUCCUUUUCAAGUCUCAGAUAGAGAAGGAGGGUGUGGAGCACCAGCUGCGCAGGGAGAUCGAGAUCCAGGCCCACCUGCAGCAUCCCAACAUCCUGCGUCUCUACAACUAUUUCUACGACCGGCGGAGGGUCUACUUGAUUCUGCAGUAUGCCCCCCGUGGGGAGCUCUACAAGGAGCUGCAGAAGAGCUGCACUUUUGACGAGCAGCGAACAGCCACGAUCAUGGAGGAGUUGGCAGAUGCUUUGAUGUAUUGUCACGGGAAGAAGGUAAUUCACAGAGACAUAAAGCCCGAGAACCUGCUUUUGGGGCUCCGGAGAGAGCUCAAGAUUGCUGACUUCGGCUGGUCUGUGCACGCCCCCUCCCUGAGGAGGAAGACGAUGUGUGGCACCCUGGACUACCUGCCCCCAGAGAUGAUCGAGGGACGCACGCACAAUGAGAAAGUGGACCUCUGGUGCAUCGGAGUGCUGUGCUACGAGCUGCUUGUGGGAAACCCCCCCUUCGAGAGUGCUUCCCACAAUGAGACAUAUCGGCGUAUCGUCAAGGUGGACCUGAAGUUCCCCACUGCCAUGCCCCCGGGAGCCCAGGACCUCAUCUCCAAGCUGCUCAAGCAUAACCCCUCAGAACGGCUGCCCCUGGCCCAACUCUCAGCCCACCCUUGGGUGCGGGCCCACUCUCGGAGGGUGCUCCCUCCCUCCGCCGUGCAGUCUGUCCCCUGAAUCGUCCCUGCCUUGAACUUGGGUUUUUCCUUGUGUGUAUGUCUGUGUACGUGUAGGGGGAAGGUAGGGUCUCUGGCCUGUUCCCUGAUCUGUCUUCU